Carica papaya (papaya) is the source of this 1893-nucleotide messenger RNA. RefSeq names its product ninja-family protein AFP3-like. The record is from RefSeq and is a predicted model, not a curated record. NCBI's taxonomy places the organism in Eukaryota, Viridiplantae, Streptophyta, Magnoliopsida, Brassicales, Caricaceae. Gene Ontology annotation, cellular component: nucleus. Gene Ontology annotation, biological process: response to abscisic acid; signal transduction; negative regulation of DNA-templated transcription.
UUCCUUCGGUUUUCUUUCUCUUUGUUUAUUGGGCUUGCUGUGAACCACCAAAUUUGCUUGUCGUCGGUGCGAGAAAAUUUUGAUAGACGCAAGUUUCGGAUGAAUUUGUGAAUGGAGGAAAUGGAACUUUUGAGCUCCUUUAUGCUGUGUUCUUCUUCUCGGGGUUUGGAUGCUUUUGUUUCAAGAUUUUCUCUUUCGGGUUUAAAAUUCAGUUCUCGGAUUCUGCCUUUUGAUCAAAUUUCUUUACUUGGGUGUAUCUAUAUUUGAUAAAAAAAAAAAAAUCUUUUUCUCCUCUAGCUUUGUUUUCUCUCCGUGCAAAUGACAAGUUUUCCUGGAGAUCUGUUUCGAAGAUUCAUGUCAACGACCACCACUAAUUUUGUGCGCAGAGAUGAUAAAGAAGAAGAAAUUGAGCUGAGCUUAGGGCUUUCAUUGAAUGGUCGUUUUGGCGUGGACCCAAGAGCGAAGAAACUCAUUCGCUCUUCUUCUAUACCUGAUAUUAUCAAAGCCCCAGAAACAAAAGACAAUGACACUGGUUGUGUUAUCCCCAUGGGCUGUCCUCCUCUUAUGAGGACUUGUUCUCUGCCUACAGAGACAGAGGAAGAGUGGAGGAGGAGGAAGGAGUUGCAGACUCUAAGGAGAAUGGAGGCUAAGAGAAAGCGGUCAGAAAAGCAGAGGAACUUGAAGGCUGUUAGAGACAGAUAUCGACAUUCUGGAGAAGAGAAUUGUGAAGAGGAUAAGAAGGAAGACCAAGGUAUUACGAGUUGUAAUGAGAUUUUACAUUGUGCGGUGCCUAGUUGGGUUAAUGGCAGCCGAGUAUCAGGUGGGGUUGAAUUGAAAACUGAAAAGCCUAAUGGCUUGCUUCAUGGAGUUGCUGAGGGUUUACCACCAGCGGAAACAGUUGUAGCAUCACAAGGGUCAAACGGAUCUCAGGGGAUUGGAUCGUCAGGAAUUUCAGAAUUUGAUAGCCACCAAGCUCAUGGAACAAGCAGUGGGACUGAAGUGAGAAGCCCUGUCAGUGUUCAAUCUUUACCAGAAAAUGGAACAGUCAUCACAAAAGCACCAGCAAAGUCUACCGAAGCUGUGAUGAGCAAAGGCUCUAGCAAACCAACUGCUGUCGAAAGGGGAGUUAAGAAUGUAGCGAGGAACAUGUUGGAAGAUAUGCCAUGUGUAUCUACAAAAGGGGAUGGCCCGAACGGGAGACGAGUAGAAGGUUUUCUUUACAGGUAUCGGAAAGGUGAGGAGGUGAGAAUAGUAUGCGUUUGUCAUGGCAAUUUUCUCUCUCCGGCCGAGUUUGUGAAGCAUGCUGGAGGUGGUGAUGUAGCACAUCCUCUGAAGCACAUUGUUGUUAACCCAUCUCCCCUGUUGUGAGGGUAAAUUCUCAAGGAAUUAACCGCUGAAGAGAGUGAAAAAAGAGAGAAACCAAAAUGGUAAUUAAAUUUUCACUUCUUUGUGUAGUUGUUCUUUGAGUAAUCUUUUCCUGGUUGGACUAAUCAUGCAUUUGAAGAAUUGGGGAGCUGGGAAGGCUAAGAAAGAUUGAUGAAAAAUCACACGACUACUUAUCUUAAAAGACUUGAGAAAAGAUUUACCAGAAGAAUUUGGGUAUUAACAGUAAAUUUGGGUCUGCAGAAGAAUAAAUAUUUAGUAUGUUGAAGAAAGGAAGCAUUGCAGUUUUGUUGGUAUUGAGAGGGAUUGGAUGUGUGGGUUUUCAAAGCUCCAUAAUGAAUGGCAACAUGCAUGACUCCGUGACCUAAUGAAAUGAUAAGGCCAUUAUGGGGAAGAGGAAGCCAAGUUGUAAUUCAAUAAGUCUGAACAUCAAUAAUUUCUCCUCAGGGUACAGCUGUUGGCCAACUCAAUAUAAUUUUUUAAAUACAACUUGAUUGGCAUUUGGAAUUC